Symbiodinium necroappetens is the source of this 3552-nucleotide messenger RNA. NCBI's taxonomy places the organism in Eukaryota, Dinophyceae, Suessiales, Symbiodiniaceae. The record is from the annotation of a GenBank genome assembly.
AUGUCCAGUGCGGAGAUUUUGGCAAAGAUUGCUGAAGAUGAAGAUGCCUACAACGAAGGCCUCUCUACUUGGGAGGAAGGUAGGCGGAAUGGUGCCCGUCGUAGCAAGAAUUCGGAUCGUUCAACCCAAGUAACCGGCGAGGUUCGCAAUGCUGUCAAUACCAAGCAAUUGCUUGGGUACCUCUGGCCUCAGGCGCUUUUGAAAAAGCACGGGCUGCAGGACCUGUGGGCCCAAGGCCCACGACAGACUGUGAAUCACUUCGGCAAGACCAUUACUGGGAUUAUGCGGGAUUGCAAUGGGGUGGGUGCCAUCGAGGUGACCCAGGACAGCCAGGUCGCGGCGGUGAGGUCUCAUCAUGUUUGUGAUCGUGAGGCUGAGGAGCAAGAUGAGGCUAAUGAGAUCCACCAGGGUCUGACCAAGCAGUUGAAGUUGACCCACGAUGAGCAGGGCAACGGUGUGCUCAAGGGUAAGAAGAAGGCCAGGGAAGAUUUGGAUGAUUUCUUCGGCAUUUGGGGAGUAUCGGGUGUUGUGUCCUCGACGGCUGCUUCUACGAAUGACGAUGAGAAGGACGAAUCUUCUCAGGCUACGACGAAGGCCACCAAACGUCCUCGCAAAGAGGCAGCAGCCAAGGCUGGAGUUUUCGGCGGAAUGGGGUCCCGGCUGUCUUCUGCUACUCUGACUAUCAAUGCACCCGGAGAUGAUGGAAGCAGCCUGCCAGAUUCCUCGACUCCUCAGUUUGGAGCUUCUUCGUCAUGGCUGUUCGGCGGGACUAGCAAGCUCCGUUCCAAAGGAAAAGCUAGGGGCAAGGGAUCAUGCAAGGGCUCCAAGGAGUUGGACAUCACGGACAGGAUCCUGCAACAGUAUGACAGCAUGAAGGCGGCUUUCGCAAAUGAUGCCUCUUUCAUGGGUAUAUCCUUUGCCAAGGUGACGACCAUGUCUGAGAAGUUGCAGGGUCGAAGUAGUGAAGAGUGCCUGAAGCUCUUGAGGGAGUUGUCAUCGUCCGGAUCUGGAGUCGACACUGAGAGGGCCCUGACAACUAUGCGAAAGCUCACUUCUGCAAAUUCAGAGGUUCCGGCUCUUUGUCAGGUGGUUUCAGCAGUGCAUGAUGUGGAAGCGAGUGCGGCUACAUUGUUAGAGGGAAUCGAGGAAGCCAAGAGUGCAGGCAUUUCGUUACCGGAAAGCUUGCAGCAGAUGUACCAUGCCCGAGCCUUGAUGGAAAAGUGCAAGGCUGGAGAUUGGCAAGGCUUCUUUGACAUGUUGCAAGGUGAUGCAAUUGCAGCAAUGUUCGGGAACGGUCCUGAGCAAGAUGCCCUCAUUGAGUUCCAAUUCUGCUCUUUCCGAUCCUCGCUAUCUAAACUCCUGCAGCAAGAAGUCUCUGUGCAGUCCGAUCAGCCCGAUCCCGAUGUGCAGUCGCAGCCGAUCUCCGAGGAAGAGAAAGCCCAUCGUGAGGCGACCAAGAACCAGGCUACAAAGGCAAGGGCUUUGGAGCUGGCCAGUGGUGUGAAGGAGUUCUUGCAACUCUUCCUGGAUUCGUCUUUGUCUACUUCCUGGUCCCAACAUGCCUCUGUGGCGCCAUUCGUCGUGGAGAUCGAGAAUUUGAAGAAGGUGGCCGAUGCAGCAUGCAUGGGUGAGAGAACCAUCCCUGCUGAUGAAGUCGACACACUGAAAAGUGCUCGUAUGUCGUUGCUGCACAAGAAAGCCGCACUGCAUGAAUGCAUGACAUUAUUUCCAUUAGGUCAGUUCAUCCAACAGAUGUGCAAUGCUGGGCUUGAGGCUUUUCAUCGUGACAAGGCUCUUGCAAGUGACUUGGACUCCUGUAUCACUGCUUGUGCUCAGAUGAAAAGCUUCACAAUGGAUUUGCUGCUGAAGGGCGAGGCCCCCGACAUCACAAUCCAAGUUCCAGGACAGGCUAAGCUUUGCGAAGUUGUGCAGAAGAUGAAUAUGAUUCAGAAUACAGCCUCGGCCAAUUUCAUGCAAGAAUUUGAGGCCCAGAUGGCUUUGGUCGACACCAAGAUGCAGGAGGUCAAGUCUGCCUUGGCCAAGGCAUGUGCCCGGAAGUUCCAGCUGCUAUGUGGUGAUCAAUUGCUUGAGGUCUUGAACAUGGCCCUUUCGGAGAACCUGACAGCAGAUAUCACAGCCAAUCUCAUCGAGAAGGUGAAUUUCGCCAAAUCUUUUGCACCUUGCUCCCAGAGUGUGCUGCAGAAAUGCAUUGGUUUGCAAUCCCAAGAUGUGAUCUCCGUCAUAACGAAUGUGAAAGAAUUCUUCGGAAUUUUGGCGACUGCCCUUCCAGGGCUUGUUGCCUUGUUGCAAGCCAGCAGCGAUGCAGGUCAGUUCUCUCCGUCCCGUUUGUUGCAUGCCGAGAUGCUUAAGUUCAUGGAAGCUUGGGCAAGUGCUACCAAGAGAUCAGCAUUGCAAGAGAUGGUGCCCGAGAUUCACGAGAAGCUUUCUGCUCUUGUACAGAAGGUUUGCCAGAAUGCCAUGUUGGUCGUGGCUGCCGAAGCACAAGGAUUCCUCCAUUUCGUCAUGUUCUUGUCCGGAUAUGAGAAGAGCAAGGAGAUGAACACCAUCGUCGGCGAGUUCCAGGGUGAUGAAGACAAGGUUAUGUUGGAUUUCACGGGAAUCUUUGAGAAUUACUACAUGGAGUUGCCCGACAAUUGGUGUCCUCUUAAGCAUGGUGAUGUCGAGUUGCCUAGUUCGGCUAUCUGUGCAGCAGGGGCAGUUCUUCCUCUGGCGAAGAUGCUCGUCCACAUGUCCGAGUGGACAAAAUCCCUUCACGAGCUGACUUCCACUGCAGCUGCUUUGCAGAAGCCCGGCAGCCGACCCGAGGAGAUGUUUUCCGGUUGUGUUAUGAGUGUUUUGGCUAGCAAGGAGCACGAAGCAGGUAAGUUCAUGCAUUGUGUGCGACGGGCUUCUCAUGGUGCCAACAUUACACAGCAGGCCGUCGCCGCCCAUUUCGUGUGUGGUAUGCAGGCCAAGGGAGCACAGCUUUUCCUGAAGAUGAUUGAGGUUGCAAUCGUAGAUUUUCGGGAACUUCGUGAGAUGUUGCAGAAUUCCUACAAGCAGUUCGACGGCAUCCUUGAAUUCAAUGCAGCAUUGGAUGAAGGCAAGAUUGAUCCCCAGCUCACGGAUAGGAUGUGCAAUUGCCUCGCUAUGCAGAAAUCCUACUUGUUCCUUUCCCAUGGUGUGGAGAUGGUUGAUAGCUUGCAGAGGUUCCUUGUGGGUCUUGCAGCAGCUGCUACUCCAGCUGGUCAGAAUGAGUUUAGGUGUGGUGCCGAUUUUCGCGAGGUGGCUGAUGCGGCCAAUGCAAGCAUUCGGGAGUUGAAAGCAUUCCUGACAGCUGAUUCCAAUUCAAAGGUCAGCAUCCAGGAGCUAAAAGCCGAGUUGAAAGAGUUGAAUGCUCCGGAUGUGAAGCCCUUCACGAUUGGACUCAUUCAGUGUGCAGUAGCAAAUGCCACCAUCGCUCAGGCCUGCUGUCGGACACUGAAAACCGGCGAGACCAGGCAAGCAUUGGUUCAAAGAGCCAACAAUGGCAUUCGAAAGCGCGGAUGGUCG